This is a messenger RNA of Schistosoma curassoni, 2289 nucleotides long. The record is from the annotation of a GenBank genome assembly. NCBI's taxonomy places the organism in Eukaryota, Metazoa, Platyhelminthes, Trematoda, Strigeidida, Schistosomatidae.
AUGACCCGAGGUGAUCAUCGUAGAUCCGGAGGGCACGAUUAUCGUCGUCACACAUCUGGACAUAUACAUUCAUCUGAUUCACAUCCACGUACAUUUAGCGGAGGUGCAACACAUAGUGAAGUUGGUGAAGGCGGCGUAGGCGGUCUUGUUGGUGAUAGUCACGGUGGUCAUUCAUUCGGUGGUCACGAACAAGGCGGAGUAAUGGAUGCUACAUUCAUCUGGAAAUUAACUAAGCUUGGAAGAAUUGGAUCAUCAAGGCUACGAUUUGAUGAUGAUUUUGCUGAUAGACUUAACUAUCAGUAUACUGGGGUAUUGAUGUUUCUUUUCAUUGGUCUUAUUGGGAUUCGACAAUAUGUUGGUAAACCUAUUCAAUGUUGGAUUCCACAAGAGUUUACACGUGGUUGGGAAGAAUAUGCUGAGAAUUAUUGCUGGGUAUCUAAUACUUAUUUCGCUCCAUUACAGCAUAGUUUACCUCCAGCCCCGGAUAGAGAGAUGUUACUUAUUGGUUACUAUCAAUGGGCACCAAUUGUGAUGGCUAUACAAGCUAUGUUAUUUUAUUUACCAUGUCUUAUAUGGCGUUUAUUUAUGGCUCAGUCGGGUUUCAACGUUAGACGUAUUCUACAAAUGUCAUGUGAUUCUAAUGUUCUACUACCAGAGCAUACAAUGAAAAAUGUACGCUUUAUAGCUCGUUAUAUGGAAGGUUGUAUUUAUAGACAAAGAGAUUAUAGGAAAAGAAAAUUAUCAACAGUUUUAGGAUUUUCUCCUACAAGUUACACUGGUCUUGGACAAUCACCUCAUAUACAUGUUCAUCAACACUAUUCACCCUCUUAUCCUCCUCAUCUUCAUCAACAACAACAACCACAUUCACAUCUGCACCAUCCCCCUCCACCACCACCACCUCAUUCACAUACCCAAUCACCACCAUAUAUGCCUACAAGUCAUUUUCAUCAGCAACUAACAACAGUUAAUUCAAGACAAUCACCUAUAGGCGGUGAUGAAAAUCGUUACAAUAAUGAUCAUCAAAUAGAAUCCACAUUGAUUACAUCACCACGUCGUGAUUCUAAUACAUCAUUAUUCGAUAAAAUUAGACAUAGUUUCUCUAUAGAUGAUAAUAAUAAAAAAAGUAAAAAACGAUUACCAUCUGUUACAGAAGAAGCUAAUACAUUAGUUACAACAAUGGAAACAUUAAAUUCUAGAAAUAGUGGUGAUUAUCAUCCAAUGCUUGGACGUUUAAAAAUUGAUGAUAGUCAUACUCAACAAAACAUAACAACAAAUGUGAAUACAACAAAUUCAUAUCGUUCUAUUCAUACAUUAUCACCUACAUUAUAUAAAUCACAAGAAAAAUCAUCAUUAAAUUUACAUAAGAAACAACAUUUACAUUAUUGUUGUACAUGUUUUUGUGGUAAACGUCAGGGAAAUUUUUUAGUUCUCUUAUAUUUUUUCACUAAAUUCUUAUAUUUAACAAAUAUUAUUGGACAAUUAUUUAUGAUGGAAAAAUUUGUUGGUAAUGAUAGUACAUUUUAUGGAUUUCGUGUAUUAUAUGAUUUAUUAAAAGGACGUGAAUGGUUUCAUUCGGGUAAUUUUCCACGUGUAACAUUUUGUGAUUUUGAAGCGAAAAAACUUGGAAAAAAUCAUAAAUAUACUCUACAAUGUGUCCUUCCAUUGAAUAUGUUCCUAGAGAAAAUCUACAUAUUUCUAUGGUUUUGGCAUUGUUUAGUUGGUAUAAUUACAUUGAGUAGUUUUAUUAUUUGGUUCUAUCGUAUGGGAUCAUCUAAAUGUCGUAUCAAAUUCAUUCGAAAAUAUCUAAAAAUUAUGUCAGUUAUGCGUGAUACAGAUAAAGCGGCAACUAGUAAAUUUGUUGAAAAUUAUUUACGUCCAGAUGGUGUUUUUUUAAUACGUUUAAUAUCAAUAAAUGUUGGUGAUUUAAUGGCUGGUGAUUUAACUUGUGAAUUAUGGCAUAUUUAUCGACAUAAACGUUUACAUGAAACUAUGGAAGAACAAAAAUAUCUUGAUGCAUUUAGUAAUACACCAGGCGAUUAUUUGAUUAAUAAUAAUAAUAAUAAUAACAAUAACAAUAAUAAUGGUUCCAGUUAUAUUGGUGAAACAAAUGAUUUAAUAUUAGGCACAACUAUACCAUCUUCAAGAUAUUCAAAUAAAAAUCAUUCACCAACUGCACCACCUAGUCAAAAUGCAAUCAUUAGUACAACUUCAAAUGUUACAGUAUCUGGGCCAAAUAUCAAUAAUACAAUGAAUCAUAGUUCUAGUAAUAAUGAUGAUAGUAUUGUUUAA